UGAAGCUCGUCUUCUAGUUUUACCCGACGAAGUGACAAGUUUUAUUGCAGAUGUCGUGGCCGCGCAAAUGUCCCCGCAAAUGUCCUCUUCACCUGGAAGAACUCCUACAGUUCUUGAUGAGAUAGAAGUGCCCGAAAGUGGUUGCGAAACUCUUACUGAAGCUUUGAACGCGGCCUUUCGUGCGGUCUUUCUUCUUACGAAAGAGCAACACGAGGGAGGAGCAAUUGGUCCAAUUGGUCGUGGAGGUGCAGAUCAUGUUCUUGCUGUUACUACGGUAUCCGGCUUGGAAGUACACAAGUACAAUGACUAUCUUCGUACAGUUGUUUUAAAGCGCGAACAAGCUGCAUUCACCAAGAUGAGGACUUUUCAUAACUAUCAUGAAGGUCGUGGUGUUGAAGGAGCUAUGCCUAUGGGGGGUGCCUAUCGUGGUUCACAGCCAGCAGUCGUGCUCCCACCUCCCAUAACUAUUGGGUACAUUUUUGGAGGUGAAACGGAGCCUGCUGCACAGUGGAGCCGUCGGGCGUGCGGAAUUUCUACGCAAGAGGACUUCAAGCAGUCCGUUGGCCGUGUCCUCUCUAUCGUCGCAGGCGCGUCUGACGCGGUGUCACUACUUCGCUCGAUGACAGAAAUUCACGAGAGAGCUGGUAGGCAACGCCAUAUUACGGAUGCAUCAGAAGGCGUGCGCGAAUUGGUCACUCUGCACCAAAACCAAAUCUUUUUAGAUGAACUCGAUGAAGCCAAAAAUACUGUCAAUGCAGACCUAGGAGUAGGAGUAGGUGAUGUCGUUGUAGGAGACCGUCAUGCAAUUGUGUUCCCUCCACCCAUUUUGCGGAUGGGUGAAAAAGGGGUAGGAGAACAAGUUUCUGAUAGAAGCAUGUUCGAAGAGCAAAAUUCGCAAAUACGUCAGUUAAGGCUCCUUGGGGAGAUCCAUCUUCCUCAGCAUCUUGGUCCCUUUUUGAAGGGAAAACGGGCACCAAGAUGCUCACCAAGAUGGAUUUUUGCAAGGUUUAAGUCAGGCGACAGCUUUGCUCCGAAAGGAUGGCGCGACGCUUUCAAAAGCUAG
Amoebophrya sp. A25 is the source of this 1063-nucleotide messenger RNA. Lineage: Eukaryota; Dinophyceae; Syndiniales; Amoebophryaceae. The record is from the annotation of a GenBank genome assembly.